Saxophila tyrrhenica is the source of this 357-nucleotide messenger RNA. RefSeq lists its product as uncharacterized. The transcript is spliced from 3 exons. NCBI's taxonomy places the organism in Eukaryota, Fungi, Ascomycota, Dothideomycetes, Mycosphaerellales, Extremaceae. Bases 1 to 357 code for a protein of 118 amino acids. The record is from RefSeq and is a predicted model, not a curated record.
AUGAUCGUGUUGUUCACCUUCGCCUCCGGCUACGGCGACCGUGGAGAUUCGAAAAAGCUGCAAGACGUCGACGACAUCGAAUUCGAAGUCGUCGUGUGCAGCGAUCCGAAGGCCGAGUCUUUGGCGUUUAUCGGCGAAGUGAUCUGGCGCACUCGAGCCGGCUUCUGGGAGCCCUUCAUCAUUGGAGGGACCGCUCCAGAGCCGCAAGAAGCAUUGCAGAAACUGCUGGUGGCGUCGGCGCUGGCGUUGGAAGUCUUCAAAGACCAUAGCUACUUCACUCCCAAGGUGGAAGACAAGUUUGAGAAGCUGCCGGGCGGUGGCCGUGUCAACACUCAGCCCAAUGAGCUGGAGAGUUGA